AUGUAUGUACUGUGUGACAAGAGUCUGGAAUUGAAUGGUAGAGCUGAAAAAUGAAGAAUCCAAUUUGGGUGGCAGUAUUAGUAUUGGUGGUUUUAACAGAUAGUAAAAAUAAUAAUAAUAUUAUUAUUGGGUACGCCCAAUUGCUGAGGACAGACUUCUACCGGACGACAUGUCCGAACGUGGAGUCCCUUGUCCGCGCCGCCGUACAGGCCAAAUUCCGGCAGACUUUUGUCACUGCUCCGGCCACUCUCCGCCUCUUCUUCCACGACUGCCUUGUCCGGGGGUGUGAUGGAUCGAUAAUGCUUGCGGUGCCAAACGGGCAAGCGGAGAAAGAUCAUCCGGACAACCUGUCGCUGGCCGGAGACGGAUUCGACACGGUGGUGAAGGCCAAGGCCGCAGUGGACAGCGAUCCUCAGUGCCGGAACAAAGUGUCCUGUGCCGACAUAUUGGCCUUGGCCACAAGGGAUGUCGUCAAUUUGGCAGGGGGGACAUUUUACCCAGUGGAGUUGGGAAGGCGGGAUGGAAGAGUGUCUACAAUUGCAAGCGUUCAGCGCCGGCUCCCAGGUCCCGGGUCCAACUUGGACCAGCUGAGCUCCAUCUUCGCCUCACACGGCCUUGACCUCACUGAUUUAGUUGCCCUCUCAGGGUCGCACACGAUCGGGUUCUCCCACUGCAGCCGGUUCGCGAACCGUAUAUACAACUUCAGCCCGCAAAGCAGGAUCGAUCCGAGCCUCAAUCUACAAUACGCACUGCAGCUAAGGCAAAUGUGUCCCAUAAGGGUCGACCCGAGGAUCGCGAUCAAUAUGGAUCCAGCGAGCCCCAAUACAUUCGACAAUGCUUAUUUUCAGAACCUCCAGCAAGGAAGGGGCCUGUUUAGCUCGGACCAGGUGCUGUUUACGGACGGGCGUACGAGGAACAUUGUGAACCAGUUUGCAGCCAGCAAUGUUGCCUUCAACCAGGCAUUUGCACUGGCCAUGACAAAGUUGGGGAGAGUUGGGGUCUUGACAGGGAGCCAAGGGGAAAUCAGGAUUGAUUGCACCAGGCCAAAUUAGGCUUCUUUCUCAUUCUCAUUCUCAUUAUUUCACUCAAUUUAAUUAUUUUGUAAAUUGAUUAUAUUUUCAAGUGAGUUUGUUUGUUGCUCAUUGGAAGAAUAAUUAUUUAAGAGCUGUAACCUAGUUACAGUUUCUUAUCAAUUUAAGUUUCAAUCGUCAAUCUUGGCUUGUAUUCACUUUGAUGUA
Molecule: messenger RNA, 1238 nt
Organism: Andrographis paniculata
Lineage: Eukaryota; Viridiplantae; Streptophyta; Magnoliopsida; Lamiales; Acanthaceae
Product: peroxidase 16-like
Exons: 4
Coding region: 51-1052 (333 amino acids)
Biological process (GO): hydrogen peroxide catabolic process; response to oxidative stress
Molecular function (GO): peroxidase activity; heme binding
Source: RefSeq, a predicted model, not a curated record